AUGAUAUCCAAGGACGAGAAACAGGUUGAACAGAAAAACAUCGUGCCGCAGGACCACGAAGAGGAAGACGUGGAAGAUGAUGACGUUGUAGAGGAUACACCAGGCGCUGGAGAAGAGACUAAGAAAAAGAAGAAAAAGAAGAAGUCUAAGAAGAAAAAGGUGCAACAGUCAGAUCCCCCACGAGUUGGUCUGUCGAAGAUAUUCACGAAUGGUGUCUACCCAGAGGGAGAGAUACAGCCCUACAAGAAUGAUAACGCAUGGAGGACGACGUCCGAGGAGAAGCGCUACGAUGAAAGAAUGGCAAUGGAAGACCCAGAGAUCACGUACCAGAGCAUCCGUCGUGCCGCAGAAGUUCAUCGACAGGUUCGACAAAGCGCACGGAAAUACAUACGUCCCGGGAUGACCAUGACCGAAAUUGCAAACUUGAUCGAAGAUGGCAGCCGUGCCCUGGUCGAGGAAAAUGGACUGGAGUCUGGCAUUGGGUUUCCGACUGGACUCAGCUUGAAUCAUUGCGCUGCUCAUUACACACCAAACGCUGGGGACACUAACAUUCUUCAAAGUGGUGAUGUUUUAAAGAUCGAUAUUGGAGUGCAUGUGAAAGGACGCAUAGUCGAUUCCGCUUUCACGCUUAAUUUUGAGCCUACUUACGACAAGCUUAUUGAAGCAGUAAGGGCUGCCACUGAUACUGGAGUCAGGGAAUCCGGUAUUGACGUGCGCUUGGGCGAAAUCGGAGGUGCCAUCCAAGAGACUAUGGAGUCAUACGAGGUUGAGGUCGAUGGAAAAGUAUAUCCGGGUAUUCAUCUUUCAUCCAAUAUUUCGGACUCCUUUGACAAGUUUCUAGUCAAGUCUAUAGGAAACCUUAGCGGGCAUUCUAUAGGACUUUACCAGAUACACGGCGGUAAAUCAGUCCAACUCGUUAAGAACGAUGAUCCGACGAAAAUGGAAGAGGGCGAGUAUUUUGCGAUUGAAACCUUUGGCUCGACGGGUCGUGGGCGUGUGGUUGAGAGCGGCGAGUGCUCGCAUUACGCAAAAAUCAUCGACGCUCCGCGCGCGCCCCUCAGACUAACGUCUGCCAAGUCACUACUCAAGUCGAUUAGCCAUAACUUCGGAACUCUUCCAUUUUGCCGACGGUACUUGGAUCGCGUUGGUGAAAGCAAAUAUCUGCUGGCGCUCAACCAUCUAGUGCAACAAGGAAUCGUUCAAGACUACCCACCGCUCUGUGAUGCUAAGGGCUCCAUGACUGCACAAUUCGAGCAUACAAUACUUCUUCGACCCACCGUUAAGGAGGUUAUCAGUCGAGGCGAUGACUAUUGA
Molecule: messenger RNA, 1314 nt
Organism: Suillus paluster
Lineage: Eukaryota; Fungi; Basidiomycota; Agaricomycetes; Boletales; Suillaceae
Product: methionine aminopeptidase 2-like protein
Exons: 9
Coding region: 1-1314 (437 amino acids)
Biological process (GO): proteolysis
Molecular function (GO): metalloaminopeptidase activity
Source: RefSeq, a predicted model, not a curated record